AGAGCGCGGUCAUUGAUUCCAGAGUGAGCAGUCUCCUCUCCUCUCCGCUCUGUUAGGGUUGCAGAGAGAAACUGGAAAGGAGAGAUUAGAAGAGGAGAAGUCUCCGCUGAUUCUGUUUGUUUAAAGGCAUUCCUCUCUCUCUCUCUCUCUCUCUCUCUCUCUCUCUCUCUCUCUCUCUCUCUCUCUCUCUCUCUCUCUCUCUCUCUCUCUCUCCCUCCGGUACCCUGUUCAAGAGUGAAUAUCACAGUCUAAGACAUAGGACCAUGACUGGGGAACUGAGGCCAAGUCGCCCAAAGGCAGGAACCAAGAGAGCCAGCAGUGAGGCCUUCGGAUCUGACUAUGACCUGGAGUAUGACAGCUAUCCAGAUGACCUCUACAACAGGGUGUUUGACUACCAGCGUGUCCCAGCCUCCAUGAUGCCAGUCCCAGUGGAGCCCAGCCCUAUAAAACGUUCCCGUGUCCCCUCUUCCUCCUCCGGCCUGCACCGCUCCAGAGACAGACCUCAGGGCAAGAGGAGCGCCCCGCGCACCGGCUCUUCCAGCACCAGGGCUAAGUUGAAGAUGGCAGAGCUGUUGGCCAUAAAGAGGGAGUUGACUCUGAUCAAGGUGCAGAUUGAUGGACUGCUGGACAGUGUGGAAAAGAUGGACAGACAGAUAAAGGACCACUCAGAUUCACCUCCGACCGGGGAGGGCAGUGUUUCGGACUCAGUGAGCAGUCUGGACGACUCCCCUGUUAGCCUUCACCACAGACAGAGAGAGAGCCCAGAGCCAGGAGAGGCCAGCGAUGAUGACCACCUCCAACACAAUACCAGCACCACCACAGGAUAAAUAACCAUCACUCUGAUCUGGAAGAUAACAUGUGAAGAGAUCAGACUCAAUGAACCCAAUGACAGCAGCACAGCGAGAUGGAGAGGGAUUCAAGUGAAAGGAGGAGUGAUCAUCUCUGAUCACAGUCAACAUGGACAGAAUCCUCAAAUAUACUGUACCUUAAAAAAAUUGGAUCUUAAGUGAAUCUUUUCGUUUGAUGAAUAGGAAAUAUUUCCCUGGUUACCCUCAGUUCCUUUCUCACAGUCAGCUUCUGUCCACCUUCGUGUCUCCAGCUCUCCUUUGCAACAGGUUCCUACUGACUUAUGGACUCAACAAAACAUGGCAGCUUUAAAAAAAAAAAAUGGUCGUCUCUUGAAGAAGGGGACUGACAACAUAUGUGCUUCACGCAGACAGACAGACAGACCCACAUUUACACAACUACAUUCGUAUUGUAAUACUGCCACUUAAUGUAUCCAGAUCACCACAGAAUAGGAAAAUGUAAUUUAUCAAUUGAUAUAAAAAGCCAUUCGAGAUUGACCAGGCAUAGGACUACAGUAUUAGGCAUCUACACUCCCUGUGUGUUCUCCUCUACUUUGCAUAUUUUUCUCAAGCAACUUCCCAUAGCUUCCACAUUAGUACUGUCAGUAGCUAGGUUUCCAUCCAAAUGGAACGAGAUUUUUAUGCGAAUAUUCUAAAAUCUUGUUGUUAAAUUCCCAU
Coregonus clupeaformis (lake whitefish) is the source of this 1523-nucleotide messenger RNA. Its product is annotated as RNA-binding Raly-like protein. The record is from RefSeq and is a predicted model, not a curated record. Bases 264 to 827 code for a protein of 187 amino acids. Lineage: Eukaryota; Metazoa; Chordata; Actinopteri; Salmoniformes; Salmonidae. Gene Ontology annotation, molecular function: RNA binding. Gene Ontology annotation, cellular component: nucleus. The transcript has 8 exons.